This is a messenger RNA of Bufo gargarizans (Asiatic toad), 994 nucleotides long. RefSeq lists its product as uncharacterized. The coding region runs from base 1 to 813 and encodes 270 amino acids. NCBI's taxonomy places the organism in Eukaryota, Metazoa, Chordata, Amphibia, Anura, Bufonidae. The record is from RefSeq and is a predicted model, not a curated record. The transcript is spliced from 2 exons.
AUGGCUACAUCGUCUGAAAACCUUGACCCAGAUGUCUUUACCUACAGCAAGGAGGACGAACUGAGGAUCCUGCAAGGUACAGAGAGAGACACUACCUUUUUGUUCACACCCACCAUACUGGACACUAAAAAGCGUUUUGAGUAUGACUCUAAACGUCUCAUUAACCUGGAGCUCCAUAUGUUCACUCUGUGUGAAUAUCAUCAAAAUCACAGAAUCCCACGUGGGAUGAGGUCACAGUUGAGACCGGAUUUAUUUCCCAACAAUGCUGAUUUCUGUGCGAGAUUCUCACAAAUUUGUAAUAAGUUUGCAUUUGAUAUGAUAUUGCUCAAUAUUGAAUUUCUCCAGAAAGAGAUUUUGUCUCUACAGGAUGCUCUACAGACAACAACAACGGCAUUGAAAAAUGUAUUGCCGGCUGCAGAAUUUGAUGCAUAUAUUGCGUCUUGUGCACCACAUUUUGAGAAACUAAGAGCUGAACUGCAAGAUAAAAAACGCCAAAAAUGGUCACGCGACAUGGAGGACUAUACACGUGGAUUCAUAUAUAUAUGGCAACGUGAUCCUAAGAAUCCUAGAGGAGGAGAUAGGAGGCAGAUUCAUCCCUCUGACAAAAGACAUACACGAUCUCAAUCUCACAAUAAGAGUCAGGAACGUGUAGAGGCCAACCAGCAAGCAACUUGUCCGAAAUCUUUUUUAGGACUGGGUACGGAUCCUAUAGAACCAGGAGGGGCGGCAAACGCCACCGGAGAUGGCGAGGACAGAAACAAAAACCUCAGACCUCAGCGCCAGAAAGUAGUGAACAAAAAGAGGACACAGUGAUUCAUUUUGAUCUCACUGCCUUGGCGGAGGCACUGCAUGAUGUGACGUUCAUCCUGGUUCCAGUUGGCUCCCCAAUAUCUAUUUACUCUAUUCAACCAAUAUAUGCCUGGUUCAGUGCUUUACUAUUUGUGCGGAUUUUGUUGUACAUUGUUCUGGAUGCCCCCGUAUACCGUUCAUAUAG